AAGGAAACAACGAAGAAAAGAAAUACUGUUAAAGGCCACGUGUACGCAGAGAGCACUGUCCGGGAUCGUGGGUGCAUAUAGGGCUUGGUUGUUUUUUAUCUGGAAACAGCGGCUGAGGGAGCGUUCCCUCUAACCGGAAGCGAUCGCUUGAGGGCACUCAAAGACCGUGUUAGGACAGAAUCGGGCGCCAGAGGGCGCUGGGUAGGAUCAGCAGCCGGAAAUGAUCAAGGACAGAGGAGAAAUGGUCAGUCCUAACUUCCGGGAUUCGGUAGGCCGUUCGGAAGCUUGAGGGAGAGGCCUGUUGGGAAGCUUAAAAGAUGAGAGGCUGCGGGGCUCGGUUGGCCUGCGUAUGUUUGCUUUGAGCACUGCGGCCGGACCAACAGCUCACCAUGUUCCUGGCGCGCCUGACUUCACAGCUGGUCAGGACUGUUGUUCCCUGGGCAGGUUUCAGUCGUUCCUGGCCUGGCUCUGGGCUGAUUGGCAGCCAUGCUUUUCGACCCCUUUACAGUUUGCAGCCUGCAAGCCCAAGUUGGGCUGCCUCCCUCCCUGGUAAGAGGGCCCAGUUAGAGCUUGAAGAGUUCCUGGUCCCCAGGAAGAUGGCCAUCAGUCCUCUAGAGAGCUGGCUGACUGUUCAAUACCUGUUGCCCAGACUGAAUGUUGAGGUCCCAGUGACUCUGGCUCCCUCCCAAUUCUACAAAUGUCCACCUAGCCAGGGGGAGGAGGAAGCCAAGCAGGGAGACAGGGAAGUCUGGGAUGCCACUCCAAUGCAGUGCAAAAAUGUGCUGAAGAUCCGAAGGCGGAAGAUGAACCACCACAAGUACCGUAAACUGAUCAAGAGGACACGGUUUCUACGUCGUAAAGUCCGGGAAGGACGUCUGAAAAGGAAGCAGAUCAAGUUUGAGAAAGACUUGAAGCGCAUCUGGCUGAAGGCAGGCCUGAAGGAAGCCCCUGAGAACUGGCAGACCCCAAAGAUCUACAUGAAGAACAAAUAAAUCUGGGUUCCCGUCCCUCUGGCCCUUGCACUGCUGCUACCUACCUUUUAUAAUAAACGUUGGAAGGACUCAAUUAUUCUA
Molecule: messenger RNA, 1073 nt
Organism: Rattus rattus (black rat)
Lineage: Eukaryota; Metazoa; Chordata; Mammalia; Rodentia; Muridae
Gene: Aurkaip1
Product: aurora kinase A interacting protein 1
Exons: 4
Coding region: 390-992 (200 amino acids)
Biological process (GO): mRNA processing
Cellular component (GO): mitochondrion
Source: RefSeq, a predicted model, not a curated record